AUGUUUAUUCACGAGCUACACGUGGUUUUGUUCCACGGUAAAAGCUGGAGGAGAGAGCCCCGCACAGCGAGAGGCUUCCAGAGCAGCAUCAUGUCUCUGUACCGCAACUCCGCCUGGUUCCUGAAGGGAGUGACCGAGUUCACCAGGAAUGCCUUCUUGUCAGCCUCCAAGCGGUUUGUGGAGAAGGACCUGGAGGUGUCCGUGGCUGGACGCUCCUUUAUGAUAACAGGAGCUAACAGUGGUAUUGGAAAAGCCACUGCCAUGGCCAUCGCUAAGAGAGGUGGAACGAUCCACAUGGUCUGCAGGAAUAAGGACAAAGCUGAGGAGGCAAGGGCCGAUAUUGUCAAGGAGACUGGAAACAAAGAAGUCUAUGUUCAUAUCCUGGACCUGUCUGAGACCAAGAAGGUCUGGGAGUUUGCUGAGGGCUUUAAGAGGAAGUACAAGUCUCUCAACGUACUGAUUAAUAAUGCCGGCGCCAUCAUGAGUCAGAGGGAUUUGAACGCUGAGGGGCUUGAGAAAAGCUUUGCUAUUAACGUCCUGGGGGUUUACAUUCUCACCAAGAGUCUCGUUCCAUUGCUGGAGAAGAGUACCGACCCCAGAGUGAUCACCGUGUCAUCAGGAGGAAUGUUGGUGCAGAAGCUCAGGACAGGAAACCUGCAGUCAGAGAGAGGCCGCUACGACGGCACCAUGGUCUACGCCCAGCACAAAAGGCAGCAGGUGGUGAUGACAGAGCAGCUGGCAAAGACUCACACUAGCAUCCACUUCUCCGUCAUGCAUCCCGGCUGGGUGGACACUCCAGCGGUGUCCAAUGCUAUGCCAGACUUUCAUCGAUCCAUGAAGGACAGCCUGCGGACCCCGGAGCAAGGUGCCGACACAGUGGUGUGGCUGGCUGUCUCUGAGGCCGCUACCAAAACCCCCAGUGGAUGCUUCUAUCAGGACCGGAAGAUGGUAUCCACCCACCUGCCUUUGGCCUGGACCCACAGCUCCCCUCUGGAAGAACAAAAGUUAAUGUCUGUACUGGAGGACUUAGCCAAGACGUUUCAGCCACACUGAGUCAGCAGGAGACGAGUACAACACUAACGCCACCAGUUUAUACUGACUGAGGCUGGGAUCAGAUUUCAUUUUAAAAAAUGCCCCAGGUGAGAGAGUGAAAAUAGAUCUUUGAAGAUCAUUUUAAGUGGCAGCACCAUCUGUGGUCACCGGUUUAAAGUGGGCGUGUUAAGAUGUGUUUGGGAAACCCAGCCUUGUAAUGCCAAACUAAAGUCACUGUUAAUUAAGGGAUUAGCAAGAUUUAUAUUGCUUUAUUACUAACUACAUAAAUAGGUUUUUUUUUAUGUUUUUUGAGACUUUAUGUGGACUAAAUACUUUAUUGUAUGUUUGAUAGUGAUGCUGCCUUUAGGUGAGUUAUUGAGCUGAUAGGGAGAUCCCUCAUAAAGCACAAACAGCACAGCCGGUCUCCGUGACUUUAUUAAAGUUGUCAGUCAGAUGGGAAUCUGAUGUGACCAAAGUCACGCACACACACACACCAGCCAUGGGGUCAGUGUCAUGCUUGUGUUUUGAUGACUUACAAACGUAAGCGAUGUGUGUUUAAAAGCUCUGUAAGUAACCUGUGUAUUUGCUUUCUUGUGGUGUAGUUAUUGUUCUGUGCAGGCUGAAGCCCAGACUGGUACACGUGUUGUUCUCUUUAUGAGCUUAAAUACACAAGGCAGCAGCAUCACUUGACAUGUGCAAUAAAAUGAGAUUUAUGACUCUGUGAUAUCUGCCCAGCACCUUUAAAACAGCCUUUUACUGACUGUGAAUUCACUGGAGUUUACCUUGUAAAUGCUUGCUUGAAUAAAGAGUACAGUACUGCU
Messenger RNA from Archocentrus centrarchus (flier cichlid), 1853 nucleotides. RefSeq names its product dehydrogenase/reductase 12-like a (gene dhrs12la). The record is from RefSeq and is a predicted model, not a curated record. The coding region runs from base 1 to 1053 and encodes 350 amino acids. The transcript is spliced from 10 exons. NCBI's taxonomy places the organism in Eukaryota, Metazoa, Chordata, Actinopteri, Cichliformes, Cichlidae.